Molecule: messenger RNA, 507 nt
Organism: Pecten maximus
Lineage: Eukaryota; Metazoa; Mollusca; Bivalvia; Pectinida; Pectinidae
Product: zinc finger protein 69 homolog
Exons: 1
Coding region: 1-507 (168 amino acids)
Molecular function (GO): RNA polymerase II cis-regulatory region sequence-specific DNA binding; DNA-binding transcription factor activity, RNA polymerase II-specific
Source: RefSeq, a predicted model, not a curated record
AUGGUACCCAAUGGAAAUGUUACAGUUUAUCAAUUUUUUCAGAUGGAAUCACAAGCACUUGAUGUAGAGCACGAGGAGGUAGUAGACGAGGGAUUUGUAUGCGCACAAUGCGGAAAACGCAUGAAACAUGCAAGUUCCCUUAGACGACACAAUGAGUCUCAUAGUUCAGCCACAUACAGCUGUAGUUCUUGUGGCAAGACAUUUAAGUCUAAUUAUCUCCUUAAGCAACACCACAAGCGAAAACAUGAGACUACAGACCAAAGAAUAUGUUUUAAUUGUGGGAAAACAUUUUCAUCAUUAAGUAAUCAUCUAAGAAACAAACACUCAGAAAAGAAGAGGUUCCCUUAUAUUCUGUGCAACAAGCACUUCAAUGACAAGUAUGCCCUUACAAAACACAUGAAAAAACAUGAUGGACCAACAGAAAAGUGCCCAAAGUGUCUUAAGGAAUUCAAACACUUAGAGAAUCACAUGAAAAGCUGUCGCAGGAAGAAAUCAUCAAUAUUAUAG